Ornithodoros turicata is the source of this 3124-nucleotide messenger RNA. Its product is annotated as glutamate-rich protein 3-like. The transcript has a single exon. The record is from RefSeq and is a predicted model, not a curated record. The coding region runs from base 1114 to 2811 and encodes 565 amino acids. Lineage: Eukaryota; Metazoa; Arthropoda; Arachnida; Ixodida; Argasidae.
CUUGCGUUGCCCGCCCAAGCGUGUUAUCCCGCAAGCCGGCGACGGUGUAGCCGAGUGCCGGCGCUGUGGCCGCGUCGCACUCUCCACGCGCCCUCUCCUUCCCGUUCCACUCACCGCGCAUGCGUUCAGCGCCGGGGUUACAGACAAACCACGCCGCAAUUCUUGCGUAGCGAGGACUAUAAUGCUAACGCAUUAAAAACCGUGCUCACAGAGGGUUCCUCAUGUCGUCGCAGAGAAAAGAGACGAGGUACUGGUGCGGCGCGUCACCCGGCGCGGACCGCACCUCCCUAGUGACGUCACUGCGCACGACCGGCUGCCUGUUCGUAUCAUUCAUAGCGACCCGAGCCGUGUAGCCGUGUAUUCGCCAUGAGUACGAGCGCCUCCGAUCGAAUGAACAUAAACGGUAUCCCGAAUCGUAACACGGAGGUGAGCGCGGGUGCGCGCUCACCCGUAGGUACGCGCGCAGCCUUGCGAUUUGCGGGGAGAAUACGGGUGUACACGCGGGGGUAAACUUGCAUCCACUAAGUUCCCCUUCUGGCCACCCCCGUAUUCAUUGAUUUGGGCAUUUUGCACAGUAUGCUCGAUAUUAAUAGCACACAAGUAAAACCUGAUCUAGACCACUUGAUCCAUACUGCAUUUUGGAAAAUACAGAUCUGCUUAAUAGUUAUUUCAUUGACCAGCAUCACCGAAAUAUUCAUAUUUGUCACAGCAUUAAUCAUACCAUGAGGAAACUAUGCUCUGAUCACCCUUAAACCUUUGAUUUAAUAGAAUUUCUGCUGUAACUUUACAGGAUUUUCAGUUUGCAUGCAUGGUAGAAUUUUCUUUCCUUUUGCCUUGAAUGAAUAUGUGGUAUUUGCAAUAAUCCUGAAGUGUGCUUGAUAUGUUUCAGCUCCCGAGUCUCAGGGCUUAACUUUUGUUUUUCCUCUCUACCAUCUAUACCUGCAUACCUGCCACAUCACUGCACCUGACUUCAUUCUGUUAUCCCAAUCUGGCAACAGCUCAUUGCCAUGGCAACAUCACAACAAACGUCUAUUUUAGAGCAAAGGGUGGUUGCCAUGUGAAUAUCAACAGAGUGGAUGCUUAUGGCUUCAGUUAGAAAUCUGACACAUUAGCAUGUGGACAGUUGCAGCCGUUCAUAAGAAAGCCACUGGCCCACUGGAUUCCUACGACAGCCUGAGUGACAAGCAUCUUGCUGAAUACUUCCGCAAAUGCAAUGUGAGGCGGCGUUUGGCCAGAGUAGGUGUAGUUGAAAGCUUAAAAUCGAAGCAAACAGGUUUUGUAAGCAAUUACUGUUAUUGUGGGAAAAAGGGAACAGCUUUGCCAUCUAACAAGUGCAAUAACCAAAGAUCAGGAGGUCCAGGAACAUUCAGCAGGUCUCCAAAUGCUACAGUAGGGAAGCAGAACACCAUUGUGAACUGCCAGUGCCAGACCACAUCGACAUCCAAAAGGCAUCGCUCCAUAUCUCCAUACCUGCUGCCUGUGGUGCCAUCAAAAAACCAGGCCUCUCCAGUGCUGAGAAAUGGUGAACACCUGCCAAAGCUUCCAAGCAGAUCAAACCCCACAAUACAGUGCGAGAGCAAGAUGUCUGCAAGCCGAGAGACAGCGUCUGAAAAGCGCUCCAGUGUGCCUGCGAAAACAAACUGCGAAGUGUCUCUCAUCUUCCACGGCAACCGACCAGUCCUGCAGAAGUCUUCUCAUCUGCAACAGCAGCACAUCAAGGUCCUGCAGCAACACUGCGGGGGGUCGUCACGCGUCGUGUUCAAUGGCAACGUCACGAGGGGCGCGACCUUCCAGUUUGCUUCGCAGCGACAUUGUGGUUAUGCUUUUAGUGUGGUGAUAUUUGUCGAUCAACUGAAGGACAUUCAACUGAGCAGUUGCUGCGAGUACAGGUAUGCAAAAGGAAGUCGUCUCGGAGGUUCACAGGGUCACUUUUCGCUCGCUAAUGUGAGCGGAGGAAAUCCAUGCUACAAGUGUCAGCUUGAGGGUCGGAUGGGGUCGCUCAGUCAAACUCCAGACCUGGUUCCGAAAGGAGCUCUGGAGGCGAUGGGACGGGACUUAGCGCAGAGAAAAUCAUCAAAGAUGCAAGAGAAGGAGGCUGUGAAGCCAGUAGUCGCCGAUGCAAUUGAACAGAGCACGAGCAGGAACGAUGAGGACCGGUUUGUCUCGGAGAAGACAGUAAAGCACGAACAAUCGUCGUCCUCAAAUGAGGACCAAGGAGAUGACGAGGAGGAUUAUGAUAACUAUGGAUCUGAAGAUAAUGGUUCACAGCACGAAUCUGGAUCUGACGUAGAGUGUGAAACGGGGGAUGAAAGUAACCAACCCGGAACCAAGCAUGAAGAUGUGGUUAACGACGAUCCAAAACUCAGUUCCCUAGAUCACGCCGUGCCACUGACGAACCAGUCGGGUGCUAGAAUGAGCAAAGCCGAGGCAUAUGACUCGGAAACAAUUCAGGCGAGCGAGCAACCCAGCAAUGGCACGGCGGAAGAGAAUGAAGGCAGUUGGUCGCCCUCCGCGAGUGAUGACUCCCUGAAGUAUGCCGAUACAGCAGAGCUGCCACUGAACACUCAGAAGCUGAAAAUUGAAGAGGCCGUUGAAGGAAAGAAUGUUGGCAAAUGUGCCCAAGAGCAUGCAACGGCGGUGCACGACAGUGAAGUGCAAGAAAGCCCAAUACAGUCGACGGCAUACUUUGUCCAGGACAAGAAGAACCAAUGGGGUUCUGAAACGGGGCGAGGGGAAAGCUUUUCAUCCGAUGAAGAUGUGCAUGAAGCUGUGGUAACAGUUGUGACGGCAGAUGUGCACGCCAGUCCUUGAAUGAUGAAGAAAUAUGUGAUGAUGUGUAUGUAUAUUUUAGACAUAGCCAGGGUGCUACGCUACCUUUGCUGCAUUACGAACUUAUAGAGCAGGAAACACAAGGUUACAGUUGAGAGACUGAAAGGGGCAGCCUGUCAUCGAAUUAAACUACGAAAUUCCAGACAGCGGAAGUAGUCUGAAAAUAUACUACAGUUAACGUUGGCAUUAGGUAGUGACAGUGUCAAAUACAAGUGCAAUAAAGUGGAUAACAAAGUGUAUUAUGUAACCAAGUGUAUGCUAAGGGAAAAGCCUCAAGACAAGAGUCACCAAUAUU